Ixodes scapularis (black-legged tick) is the source of this 905-nucleotide messenger RNA. Its product is annotated as translation machinery-associated protein 16 homolog. NCBI's taxonomy places the organism in Eukaryota, Metazoa, Arthropoda, Arachnida, Ixodida, Ixodidae. The record is from RefSeq and is a predicted model, not a curated record. Bases 275 to 811 code for a protein of 178 amino acids. Gene Ontology annotation, cellular component: nucleus. The transcript has 7 exons.
AAAACAUUCCAUAAGAAGAGCGAGUAUUUCCAUGUCGGCUAGUUUGUUGACUUGUUGUCUAGCCAUAGGUUUCGCACGUCGUGGAUAUGGAUUCGUAAACUUCCGGACGAUGCAGACUUCGGAUUGAGACAAUUUUCUUUCCGUCUAUUUUGCCUCUUCUCGCCGCGAUUUUGUCAAGCCAGCAGCGUGCUUUUUUUCGUGUCGCACAUGUGUGCUCGUGUUUCUGUCUGAUCCACUACAUUGAUCGCCCGUGCAAAAGGUUUUCCAGCUCACAAUGCCUAAAUCAAAGAAGGCGGUUGCUAAGUUAAAGCGACUACAGGCAAUAGUGAAAAAGCCAAUUCACCCAAACAGCAGGAAAGCGCAGCAGCUGGCGCGAAAAGAGAUCCACAAAAACAAGAUCCAGAGUCGCAAAACCGAACUCUCUCUGAAGUUGAAGACAAAAAUUGAGAAGCUUGCUUGGUUCCACGAACAGCUCAUUGAAAAUACGAGUGACAGGCUUUCACCGUCAGAGUUGGACAAUCUCAUUGAAGAGUACUUCCACCGAUUUGAUGAGGAAAUGGAACAUGUGCAGUCCAUUGAGCAAAUCAGAGGCAAUGUAAACCAGUACAAGGGGCGUCUGGAUGCCAUUAAGAUGACUCUCGAGAAGGACAUCGGAAGCUACAACUCCUGCGGCAUCGAAGUUCCCAAUCUCUUGAAUCCAGCUGCAUACAAAAUAUUCACAGAAUGGGACGGCUCUUCAGCUUCAUACCUGCCUAAAAUAGAACUGAAGCUCUACACAAAAGCAGCACUCCAGGAACUGGCAUCGAAGUAAAAAAAGAUCCGUGCAAGAAGAAUCAACACAGUCCAUUUUCGUUGCUUUUAAUUUAUUUAAUGACCUAUAAAUAAAAAGCCACAGGUGAAACAUU